AUGGGCGCAAAACGAUCUCACUCCGAGGUAUCGGACGUCGCGAUGCAGGAAGUCUCCGACCAGCGCCAUGACUCCCCGGCGACCUCUGAAAAUGGCGGCCAGCCUGCGACGAAGCGGUCCAGAACCGGUCCUGGUGCCACGAAGAAAAAGCACAAGGCCAAGGAGGGCACGACGGCAUGGAAUAAGACACGAGCGCGUACAAUUAGGAGGUUGUUGCAGAGCGGCAAGGAACUGCCGGCUACGGUGCGAAAUGAUCUGGAGCAGGAACUGGAGGCACUGCAGGAGAGGGUGGGAGAGCACGACUUCAAGAAGAAGAGGAGCCAUAUGAUUCAAAAGUACCACAUGGUUCGGUUCUUUGAACGGAAAAAGGCGGAAAGACUCCUCAAGCAGCUCCGUAAGAAGAUCGCACAGUCAACCGACGAGGAGGAGAAGAAGCGGCUCGAAGCUGAGGCGCACGUGGCUGAAGUUGACGUCGCCUAUGCCCGUUUCUUCCCCCUAAUGGAGCGCUACGAGAGUUUGUAUCCCAACAAGGACAAGGACGGCAAUGCCGACGACACGAAGACGGACGAAAAGUCGGAGGAGCAGCCCUUCAAGCAGCCCAAGGCCUUGCGCGCGCUCCACGCUGAGAGACCCAAGAUGUGGGCGACAAUCGAGAAGACGCUCCCCGGAGGUGAGACGGCGCUAUACAGGUUACGAGACCGCAAGUCGCCGACAGAUACCGGUGCUGCGCCAGGCCGACCGGCGAAGAAGAACAUUCCCAAGAUCAACAAGGCCAAGGCUAGCUUCCCAGCAGAGCAGCACCACCACCAUCACAAGGACAGGGCAGUGAACUGGAAGUCUGAAGGAAAGGCACGGAAGUGGCAGGCUCCGGCGCAGCAGGACGAGGACGAGGAUGAUGGCACAGGUUUCUUUGAGUGA
Messenger RNA from Colletotrichum truncatum, 918 nucleotides. RefSeq names its product rRNA-processing protein efg1. The record is from RefSeq and is a predicted model, not a curated record. Gene Ontology annotation, cellular component: preribosome, small subunit precursor; nucleolus. NCBI's taxonomy places the organism in Eukaryota, Fungi, Ascomycota, Sordariomycetes, Glomerellales, Glomerellaceae. Gene Ontology annotation, biological process: maturation of SSU-rRNA from tricistronic rRNA transcript (SSU-rRNA, 5.8S rRNA, LSU-rRNA).